Molecule: messenger RNA, 937 nt
Organism: Gamsiella multidivaricata
Lineage: Eukaryota; Fungi; Mortierellomycota; Mortierellomycetes; Mortierellales; Mortierellaceae
Exons: 3
Coding region: 278-937 (219 amino acids)
Source: RefSeq, a predicted model, not a curated record
UGUGGAGUCGCCGGUGUUCAUUAGGGAUCGUCAGACGGACUCUCAGGUUUCUUCCCUUUCCCAGCCAGCUACUGGGCAGCAAUCACAGCAGUUCGCCGCGGUCACCCAACAAACACAGCGGCUUGCUUUAACCACGACCCAAGGUCCGUCUUCACCUCAGGAAGAAGUCGGUCACUCUGCUUUGCCACGAACCUGAGUUCCCAAGAAAAACCGCCCUCGAUACUCGUUUAAACGACAAGAUCGGGCCAAAACGAAACGGCGAUCACCGCCAGCAAAGAUGAAACAAUACGUCUGGAAGCCUUUCAAGGAGCCUGAACCCAAGACUGAGAAACCGAAGCCAAAGCAAAAGCAAAAGCCUGCGCCAAAAUCGUUAUCAACUUUAACAGCGGAAACCUACAAGUUGAAAAUCACUAGGAUGUUGGCCUACCAGCACCCGGCGACCUCUCUGCACAUCGGCACUCUAUCCGCCAAUAUCGAGCAAGCUCUUCCCAGCCAAAACAGUCUCCAACACGAGGUGAAGUCUGUCCUCUUGGAUGCUGCAAAACGCCUGGUCGAAAAAGGACUUGAGGGACUGGAUGCUCAGGAUCGGACCUUUCUCGAUCUGAUAUGUCCGCGAGUCACCAUGAAGGAUGUCGAGAACAACGCCGAUGAUGCCGUGGAGGAAGACGAGGAUGGGAAUCAGAUUGCUGGCAUUGAGGUCGUCAAGUUCAUCAAGCGUCUUGAAGAACUUCAUCUGUACAAUCCGCCGCGGACUCGGGCUGAGAUCAACGAAAGAAUGCCGUUCACACCCACGGACCUAGUCCGAUCCGUAGUCGGACAGCUGAAGGCUGGGCUUAAACGAAUGUACAAGACUGGAACCUGCGAUCUCCACAAGAUGGUAAGACUUGAAGUGGCAUGUCAUCAAUACAGGUGUUCAUUGGCUCUAGAACGUGUUUAA